Molecule: messenger RNA, 6891 nt
Organism: Colletotrichum siamense
Lineage: Eukaryota; Fungi; Ascomycota; Sordariomycetes; Glomerellales; Glomerellaceae
Gene: alt5-4
Product: Highly reducing polyketide synthase alt5
Exons: 4
Coding region: 1-6891 (2296 amino acids)
Biological process (GO): fatty acid biosynthetic process; secondary metabolite biosynthetic process
Molecular function (GO): phosphopantetheine binding; fatty acid synthase activity
Source: RefSeq, a predicted model, not a curated record
AUGGCUGGUGUUGUAGUCAAGCGGCUUUCCACUGCAAUUGCUGACGGCGAUGUUAUUCGGGCCGUGAUCCGGGCCACGGGAGUUAACUCUGACGGCAAGACUCCUGGGAUUACUGUCCCAAGUGAAGAAGCCCAAGCCGACCUGAUCAGGGAAGUAUACGAGAGAUCAGGACUGGACAUGGCUCAAACCUCCUAUUUCGAAGCGCAUGGAACUGGCACACCAAAGGGGGAUCCUAUCGAAAUUCGUGCAAUAGGUUUAACCAUCGGUGCUGCUCGACGGGCUUCUGGAAUGGGGCGGUUGGAUGUUGGUAGUGUGAAGCCGAACAUUGGCCACACUGAAGGCUGCGCUGGCUUGGCAGGCUUGAUCAAAACCGUUCUUUGCCUCGAAGCUGGACUUAUACCGCCAAUCGCGGGUCUGCAACAAAUCAAUCCCGAGAUAGCUGCCGAAAACCAUCUAAUCAACUUUCCAAUGGCAACAAAAUCGUGGCCCGGCAGUGGUCUCAGACGAGCAAGCGUCAACUCCUUUGGUUUUGGCGGCGCCAAUGCCCACCUUGUACUGGAUGAUGCAAGAUCGUACUUGAAGGAGAUGCGAAUCAAGGGAAGACACAUCACAAAAAAGGCCGGAUAUCGCAAUCAAGAUUCAACCGAUCAGUCAUUCGACACAUCGGAAAACAUGAGGCAGCUUCUAUUCGCGAUAUCGUCGUUCGAUCGGCAGGGUCUUGCGCGCACUGCUCAAUCUCUGGGAGAGUUUUUGAGUCAAAAGAAGCCUGUCCAGUUCGAAUCACUCGCGCACACCUUGAACGUUCGACGGACAUCACAUCUAUUCCGGAGUUUUGUCACUGCCAAGAGUCAAGAGGAGCUGGUCUCUAAGCUUCUGUCAGUGAACAAGGAGAAAGCGCAGCCUCUCAAAAUCAGGUCGUCACGGAGCCGACGGCUAGUCUUUCUGUUCACUGGCCAAGGCGCACAACGCCCAGGAAUGGCAAAAGAGCUCGUCAGGGAGUGCCCCACCUUCAGAAACAGUAUUGCAACCAGCCAAACGUACUUGUCAAACUUGGGAUGCAGGUGGGAUUUGAUCGACUUGUUAAAGAAUGGCGACGCGGAAACCAUAAGCGACCCAGAGUUCUCGCAACCUAUGUGCACAGCAGUGCAAAUUGCGCUUGUACAUGUCCUUUGGUACUGGGGAGUCACAGCUGCAGCAGUUAUUGGUCAUUCUUCCGGUGAGAUGGUAGCCGCAUAUGCUGCCGGCGCCGUGUCUCACGAGGAAGCUAUGCGUGUUGCAUACUACCGCGGGUUGUUAUCAACCCAGGUCAGCCGCCGCCUCGGGAGACCAGGAGGAAUGCUGGCGGUGGGUCUAUCUGAGAAGAGCUGUCGAGAGUUCCUGCAACGCCACGAUUUCGCAAACACUGUCACUGUUGCCUGUAUCAACAGCCCGAAGGGUGUAACUCUUUCCGGAGACGCCCAAUCGAUCUCGCGAGUUGAGGCUAGUCUGAAGGACGCCGGUCACUUUGCGCGCUUGUUACGAACAGGCGGAGUGGCAUAUCAUUCUCCCGACAUGCAGAUCGUUGGCGAAGACUUUUUGAAAGCUCUUGGCCCAUUGAAGCUACGUCACAGGCCUCUAAGUGUGGCAAUGUUCUCUUCGGUGACGGAGAGUCUGAUAUUGGAUGCGGCAGAGCUCAAUGCCAAUUACUGGUACACAAACAUGACUUCAUCCGUGCGCUUUUCCGGGGCGUUGCACAAUCUUUUAUUGCAUGAAGGUCAAGAUGGUCUGUCACCAAGCAUACACAACACCACGGUCCUCGAAAUUGGUCCUUCCAAAACACUUGCGGGGCCUGUUGGUCAAAUAAUGGCUGCUGCUUUCGAUUCUAAGAUUACAACGGGUCUUUCAUAUUUGUCAAUACUUUCGGCUGGGGAAGACUCAAGGGAUACGUCACUAGCCGCGGCUGGAAUGCUGUGGGCUAUGGGUCAAGCUGUGGAUUUGGACAAGGUCAAUAACCUGUCCUCCCGUUGCGACAAGCUGAAGCUGAACGAGCUUCCAAUAUUGCCGUCCUAUCCCUGGAAUCAUUCAAGAUCUUACUGGCAUAAGACGUCUCCAAACUCCACAGCUCUGGGUGCGUUAACUGUACCUCGGGCAGACCUCCUUGGUGUUCCUACCGCACCACAGAAUCCUUUUGAACCGUCAUGGCAAAAUGUUCUUCGCCAGAAUGAGCUACCUUGGCUUGAGGACCACGCAGUCAUGGGUGCCGUCCUAUUUCCAGCUGCUGGUUACUUGGUAAUUGCUAUGGAAGCACUUCGCACUCUCGCUCGCAAGAAGAAUUAUCCGUUAUACGGCGUUGAGCUCUUGGAUGUCCAGUUUGAGACAGGCCUGACCCUGGACGAUCAUGAGAGUGCUUUGGAGAGCACAAAUCGUGGGCAAGGCAUCAGAUUGACCUUGAAACCACGUGCUAUGGAUGAGUGGGAAUAUGACUUCACCAUAUACGCCACUUCAAGCUCCCCCGAGGAAUGGCGACGACUUGUGAGAGGCACCGUUGUGGGUAUAAGAAACACGAAUGUCCUACGUCAGAAAGAAGACGAUUUCGAAACUUCAUCGAGAGAAGCGGAGUGGCGCAGUGUCAAACGUCCUCAGCUCCUGGAAGUUCAGAGGUCAUCAAUUGACGUUGUUGAUCCGGCAAACUUUUAUACAAAUCUCUCAGCGAUUGGAUUGAAGUAUGGCCCGACUUUCCAAGGACUCAAUGUGAUCCGCUGUACGCCCGCAACGACAGCUUGUAGGGUUGGUAAAGCCUACGGCGAGCUUAUGAUUCCAGACACUCAGUCUACAAUGCCUGGGGCCUAUGAGUGUGAAUAUUUGAUUCACCCUGCAACCCUCGACGGCAUCUUUCAGUUGGUCUUUGCCGCGCUCAAGGCCAUUUGUCCUGGGGGGAUGAAAGACGCUGCUGUGCCCGUAUCGCUUCGGAGAGCCUUCAUUGCGUCAUCAAUGCCGAGAAGUGUCCACUCAAAGCUGAUCGGUGUGGCCGACGCGGAGUAUGACGGCGAUGCGAAAGCAAGUCAAUCAGCACCACGAGAAAUCAUUGGGAGCCUGGUGUUCUCCGACGGCACUUUAGAGGAGCCCGCAGUCAUGAUCGAUGGCAUCGUACUCCGCGAGUUACCGGUCGGUUCGGGAUACGAGGCUGUCAUGGACAGCAAGAGUGACGCUCGCGAAAACAGAAUUGAGCGCACGGCCCAGUUCCUCUGGAAAGAGGAUAUUGAUCAGGACUUCGACCUGUGGAAAGAUUUGAUAUUGUCGAAAACAACCAGGUUGGAUCGGUGCUCCUUCUUCUUGGAUCGAUUUUACCACAAACGACCGAAUGCCAACGCCGUAUGCAUUGGCAGCACGGAGCUGCAUGAACGACUUCUUCAACCCGCAGUCAAUUAUUCUGGAACUAGACGGACACAUCCUCUCAAUCGCUGCACUUUGGUCACAUCCCUAGAGAAAUGGAGCGCAGUCAUCGGAGUUUCCAGCUCAUCAACUCUAGAGAACCCUACGACCGAGAAGUUUGAUCUUAUCCUGUUAGACGAGAACAUGCUGGCGGAGGAAGACCUACACGACGACCCACAGAGAAGUUCAGACUGGUUCUUUAAAACCCUGAGUAAGGGUUGUGCUGCUGGUGCUUGGUUCGUCUUGCUCGGAGGCGACGAGAAGUCAGUUCUUCCAAUGUCUCAGAUCAUGUCGGGGGUGGGGACUCGCUCAAAAAUCAAAGGCAUUCGCAUAUCCGAGGCGUCUGUGGAUAUAUAUUGUAUUGGAGAUGAGCCGGUUUCCAUUCGUCCACGCAUCAAAGCACUGCAAGAACAAGCACUUCAGGCUGAUGACGUCGUCAAAGAAGGCUUCCGACACACCGAUAUCAUCAUUCUAGAGCAAGAUUAUAGCCGGAACACAAGGGCAGCAUGCAACAUUACAGCACCGCUGUUGAACCGACUGGCAUCAAUGGGGUUCCGCAUCUCUCGUGCAACUCUAAGGCAAGCAAUAGCACUCCGCGACCAGUUCAAAGACAAGAUGAUUAUCUCGUUGUUAGAGCUGGGACAGCCGUUCGUUUAUGAUUGGGGUCAUCAGGACUUCGCAGACUUCCAACAAUUGGUAGACUCGGCGUCACACAUUCUCUGGCUUACAACAGGUGGUCUCCUGUGCCCGUACUCAGAAAGAAGCCUUCUUUAUUCGCCAACCGUGGGGCUGCUAAGAGCGCUCAGAGCUGAGUACCCACAGUUGGUGUUGGUCCAUUUGGAUGUGUCAGAAGCCACAUGUUCUGACACACCAGAAGCCAUAGUGGAAGUCAUCUCAGAGACGUUACGUUUGAGUAGAGUGAGAGAAGAAACCUCCUACAGCCUGGAAACCCACUUCGAAAUCUACGAGUCUGAGUACAUCGAACAGAGUGGCUGUCUCCUCAUACCUAGGGUCAUGGCACACGCAGAAGCCGAUAACUACGUUUUAUCGGAGACAUCGAGCCAGGAUGGAAAUCCUCUCCUUCCAACCUUCCGGGGAUCAUUCAAUCACCUGGAAUCAGUGCGGCUUCAAAGUCCACAUCUCUGGUCGCAGACGAUUGCUGAGUCUCGGCUAGGGUACUGGGUUCUUCCGGAACGUGCCACUGAGAAUACGAAAGAAAAUAGUCCAUUGAUGGGCUUGCAAAAAAGAACCUCGGCAAUAAUCAGGGCGUCCCAUUUCACUGUCAAACCUGGCACCUGCCCCAGACUGCAAAUGGAGAAUGGCUUUGAAGUCCCCAUGGCGUUUCACACGCUGGGCGUCAUCACGGGCUUGAACGAAGUUCAUUCAAGUCGAACAGACUAUCGCACUGGUGACUGGGUGCUGAACACUACCCCUCAACCAAUCCAGCCUGAAUCGAUGCAUGACGUCAGAAAGCUGGUAAAGCUGCCCAAGUCUGUUGCAAAGGCACCCGCAGCUGCUGCUUACUGGCUGGGACCGAUUUCCACGGCAUAUCACGUUCUCUCAGUGAUAGGAAGCGUCUCACAGGGUGACUAUGUUGUCAUAGACGUGGGAGAAAGCCAGGCGCUUGAACGGGCUUUCGCCAUGGUAGCACAUCACCUUCGUGCCAGAAAAGCACUUAUAAUCGGAAGAGGAAGACUCACAGAGCAAGUCGACAAAGAUGCUCAUUCAGAUGGGCCGGAGGACGUCAUUAUUUCACGGAUUUCUUGCCUUAACCGAGCUACGAUUAGGUACUUGCAGUCUCUCGCGAAUGGAGUGAAGGCUGUGGUCUCUACCACCAGAACGAAGGAGACCCUCGACAUGUUGAUAAGCACCUUGUCUUCCGAUGGCUGUCUCAUCCAACUUGACCCAAGAGAGCAGGAAGACUGCCUAGACAAUCGAUGCCCCAAAAGCUCUCAAAUUUUCAAAUUCGAUCUCCAAUUAUGGGAUCAUUCUGCCUCAGAAGAGUAUAGAAUGGCUAUCUCUAGAGUUUCGACUUGGGUUGAGACCGGCACCCUCACGCUGCCCGACGCAUUGAGACAAGCAUCAACCAGCAACGCUAAUGACCUUGCAAUGCUUUUCGAGUCUACCACACACGGUACAGAACAAGAAGGUGCCAAGAUUGCCGUCUCGUUAGGACAUUCAGAUGAGGUUCUGAUGCACAGGAAGAUGCCAGCAUCACCACCUGGAAAAGUCGACAAUGCAACGAUGCUGGAUAGUAACGCAACCUAUAUUAUUUCAGGUGGGCUUGGGUCUCUGGGGCUGCACAUGGCCAACAUGCUUUUUGAAUUGGGGGCAAGACAUUUGAUGCUUCUCUCUAGGUCUGGAAAAGCGAAUUCAUCUGACAUAUUGGCUGCACUGAUGAACCUGGAGAGAAACGGUUGCAAUGUCGACGUUGUUGCAUGCGACAUCACCUCUAUGGAGGACAUGAAACGACUGGGAUCGAAAUUCAGCGAAGAGUCAAGACCACGCCUCAAAGGAAUUAUCCAGUCUGCAAUGGUCCUCGCAGACAGCACGUUUGCGAAUAUGACAUUUGAGAACUGGCAGAAAGCUACAGCUCCCAAAGUCCAGGGAAGCUGGAAUCUCCACAACCUUCAGCGUUUUAUGACCGAAGGAAGUUCUUCAUCCGAAAAUGACGUUGAGGACCUGGACUUCUUCAUCUUGCUCUCGUCUGUCUCGGGCGUCAUCGGGAACAGCGCUCAGGGAAACUACUGCGCCGGAAACACAUUUGAAGACGUCCUCGCUCACCACCGCCGUGCCAAUGGAAUGGCUGCAGUAAGUCUCAAUAUAGGGCUUGUUUCGGACUCUAAUCACUUUGGAACGGGAACUAUGUCAUCUUUCAAAAACAUCGACGAAUAUCUACGCGUUUUUGGACACCUGGCUCCUGUUGUGGUCAGCACUGCUGAGGUGCUAGCAAGCGUCAAGAUGGCCAUUGCUGCAUCUAAUAAGCAGAAUACGGCGUUGACGUCUUGUCCGCUCCAGAUUCCCCCACAAUUGGUAGUAGGAAUAUCGUCCCGAAUCAGGCGAUCGAGAGAGCUUUUAAACUAUUGGUCUUUGGAUCGUAAAUUCGACCAUCGAGCUGCAUGGGGAGACGAUGCGGGGUGGGAAGGUGAUCUGGCCCCGAAAGCGAGCUUGCUAAGAGCCAACGAGGCCCUUCCUUUGGCACAGGACUUGAGCUCGGGUAGGCUUGUGGUAGAGGACCUUUUGAAAGCAAAACUUGCUCAAGCUAUGACGCUAGAUGUUGAAGGAGUGGACGAGGAGAAGAGUUUGGGAUCUUAUGGGAUCGAUUCUCUGAAGGCAACGGAGAUGAGGAAUUGGAUCAACCGGGAAUUCCAUGUCGAUCUUUCUAUUUUCGAGAUCCUCGCACCAACUCCAAUUGCAAAGCUUGCAAUGAGGAUUCUUAAAGCAUGCGACUUAGUAAACCAUGAUGCACUGGGAUCAUAA